AUGGCGAGAUUGGGCCUCUCCGUCGUCUCCACCUUCUCCUUCGGCUUCCUCCUCAGGAUGGGCAGCGCGCUGGAGACGCUGUGCGGGCAGGCGUACACCGCGGGGCAGCUGGACCUGCUGGGCGUCUACGAGCAGCGCAUGAACCUGAAUGGUUGGGAGGCGAUGUUGUUCAUCGGGCUGAACGCGGCGAUCAGUGUGCGCGUGUCCAACGAGCUGGGCUCCGGUCGGCCGCGUGCCGCCAAGCACGCGGUGGCGGCGGUGGUGGCGCAGUCGCUGGCCAUGGGGCUGGUGGGCAUGACGCUGGUGCUAGCGUACCGCAACAGCUUCAUGGUGCUCUUUCACGGCGAAGCGGGACAUGCAGCGGCCGUGGGGAAGGUGGCGCCGUCUUUGGCGGCGACCAUGGUGCUCAACGGCGUCAGGCCGGUGAUCUCCGGUGGUAUCCAUCGGCGGCGGUUUGCAGUGUUGGUCACCUACAUCAACCUUGGUUGCUACUACGCUGGUGCAGUUCGGUUGAAUCGAUGA
Molecule: messenger RNA, 522 nt
Organism: Miscanthus lutarioriparius
Lineage: Eukaryota; Viridiplantae; Streptophyta; Magnoliopsida; Poales; Poaceae
Source: the annotation of a GenBank genome assembly